UACGAAUCUGGCCUUCGUACUUUUGAGAGCAUCAAUUACUGCUGCUAAUGAUUUAAUUAUUUCACAUGUAUCCUCCUUGUCUUUUUCAAAUUAAUUGAAUUCUCGGUUCUCAUCGACGCCUCAUGGCGCCUUCCCGGGCUCCAGUAUGGUCAUUGACCCUGGUGGCCAUCGUCAUACUCUCAUGCCUUGUCGUCCCCGGCCUCAUGGUUAAGCACGAGAAUUUCAAGACUUGCUCGCAAUCAGGCUUCUGCAAACGCAACCGUGCGCUCGCCGAUUCAAUUUCCGAUAAGGGGCCGUCAUGGUCGUCGCCAUAUAAACUAGAUCCUAGCUCAAUCAGCUUUAAAAAUGGUCAACUGUUUGGAACAGUUAUCAAAUCAACAUCGAAACAUGGAGACGUUCGGCUUCCUUUGGCCGUUUCAUUUCUCAAAACUGGCGUUGCACGGGUCACUAUAGACGAAGAAAGGCGUUUAAAGGGGGAUAUUGAACUGAGACAUGGAAGCACUGUGAGAAAAGAGCGAUACAAUGAGGCUGCAAAGUGGGCAAUUGCUGGGGAUCUUAGCACCGGGCUGGCGGAGAUGGACAAAGACUCCAACAACGAAGUCACGGAAGUCAAAUACGGGCCCCGAGGUGAAUUUAAGGCUGUGAUUAGACAUUCACCUUUCGGAAUAUCCUUCGAACGCGAUGGUGAGACACAGAUCAAGUUCAAUGACAAAGGAUUUCUCAACAUUGAGCAUUGGAGGGCCAAGAUCGAAUCAAAUGGCGACUCCCAGGAGAAUGAUCCAGAAGCGGAUGACUCCACUUGGUGGGAAGAAUCAUUUGGAGGAAAUACCGAUUCCAAACCAAGAGGACCUGAGAGCGUUGGGUUGGAUAUCACGUUUCCUGGAUACGCCCAUGUUUUUGGCAUCCCAGAGCAUGCCGAUUCUAUGUCUUUGAAGGAGACAAGGGGUGGAGAGGGUCAGCACACCGAACCGUAUCGCCUGUAUAAUUCGGAUGUCUUUGAAUACGAGCUGAACAGCCCAAUGACCCUCUAUGGCUCGAUUCCCUUCAUGCAUGCCCACCGUCCUGGAUCUACCGUCGGUGUCCUCUGGCUAAACGCUGCAGAAACAUGGGUCGACAUUGUGAAGUCAAAGGAGACGCCGAACCCGCUUGCCCUUGGAGCUAAGGAAAGCACCAACACUCAAACUCACUGGUUCUCCGAGAACGGACAACUUGAUGUGUUCGUAUUCCUCGGCCCAACCCCAUACGACGUCACUAAAUCCUACGGGGAGCUCACUGGAUUCACGCAGCUUCCACAGCAUUUUUCUAUUGCCUACCAUCAGUGCCGCUGGAAUUAUGUGACAGAUGAAGACGUUAAAGACGUUGAUCGGAAAUUCGACAUGUAUCAAAUCCCGUAUGAUGUGAUAUGGCUCGAUAUCGAGUAUACGGACCAAAAGAAAUAUUUCACCUGGGAUCCACAUACCUUUCCAGAUCCUAUCGGUAUGCAGAAGCAGCUUGAUGCUUCGGAUCGCAAACUGGUUUACAUCAUUGAUCCCCAUAUCAAAAAUGAAGCCAAUUACCCGAUCGUUGAUGAGCUGAAGAAUAAAAAGUUGGCCGUUAACAACAAGGACGGGAAUAUCUAUGAUGGCUGGUGUUGGCCGGGGUCUUCUCACUGGGUCGAUUGUUUUAACCCUGCUGCGAUAGAAUGGUGGAAAGGCUUGUUCAAAUAUGAUGCGUUCAAGGGCACCCAGCAUAACUCUUUCCUGUGGAAUGAUAUGAAUGAACCGUCUGUCUUCAAUGGCCCCGAGACUACGAUGCCGAAAGACAACAUUCACUAUGGUGGAUGGGAACAUCGAGAUGUCCAUAAUAUUAACGGCAUGACUUUUGUUAAUGCGACCUACAAUGCGUUGCUUGAACGGAAAAAGGGUGAAAUUAGACGACCUUUUGUACUGACUCGCUCAUUUUAUGCUGGGUCUCAGCGUCAGGGUGCAAUGUGGACCGGUGAUAAUCAAGCCAGCUGGGAACACCUCGCCGCUUCCCUACCUAUGGUCUUGAACAAUGGAAUUGCUGGAUUCCCCUUCGCAGGUGCCGAUGUUGGCGGAUUUUUCGGCAACCCAAGCAAGGAGCUUCUCACGCGAUGGUACCAAACCGGCAUCUUCUAUCCUUUCUUCCGAGCACAUGCUCACAUCGACACCCGGAGGCGCGAGCCGUAUUUGAGCGGUGAACCAUACACCAGUAUCAUCACUCAGGCGCUGCGUCUUCGGUACCAACUACUCCCAGCAUGGUAUACCGCUUUCCACCAGGCGUCUGUUGAUGGCGCUCCUAUUGUUCGACCGCAGUAUUAUCUUCACCCACAAGAUGAACAAGGUUUUGCAAUCGACGACCAGUUAUACCUUGGUUCAACCGGUCUGCUCGCAAAGCCUGUCGUCACUGAAGGGGCAACCAGCGUUGACAUCUACAUUGCUGACGACGAGAAAUAUUACGACUAUUUUGAUUAUACCGUUUAUCACGGGGCCGGAAGGACACAUAGAGUACAAGCCCCUCUAGAAAAGAUUCCCCUCUUAAUGCAAGGUGGCCACAUUAUCCCAAGAAAAGAUAGGCCACGUCGAAGCAGCGGACUGAUGAAGUUCGAUCCGUACACGCUUGUAGUUGUCUUGGACAAGAGUGGGCAUGCAGAAGGCGAACUUUACGUGGAUGACGGUGAGACAUUUGAUUAUCAAAGCGGUGCUUUGAUCCACCGUCGUUUUAUUUUCGAUAAUUCCACGUUAUCGUCGGAAAACCUCGGAGCUAGUGGUCCGAAGACGGCAAAGUAUUUGAAGAGCAUGGCAAAGGUUCAUGUCGAGAAGAUCAUUGUUGUUGGUGCUCCUGAGGAAUGGAAGGGCAAACAAGCAGUGCAGGUUGUGGAAAAGGGUACCCAGAGUGAAGCUCAAGCUGCUUUGGAGUGGCACGGUUCACGCGAUGGCAAGGCGUCCUACGCGAUCGUCAAGAACCCGAUUGUCUCGAUCACGAAGUCAUGGAAGAUAAGCUUUGGUUAAAUUUGUGCCUCUCCUAUAUGUUGCUACGCUGGAUGUAUGUACGUAUACCACUUAUUUGGAGAAUAGAGACUGUCAAAACACCCUU
This is a messenger RNA of Coccidioides immitis RS, 3096 nucleotides long. Its product is annotated as alpha glucosidase II. The record is from RefSeq and is a predicted model, not a curated record. Lineage: Eukaryota; Fungi; Ascomycota; Eurotiomycetes; Onygenales; Onygenaceae. Gene Ontology annotation, biological process: N-glycan processing; carbohydrate metabolic process. Gene Ontology annotation, molecular function: alpha-glucosidase activity; carbohydrate binding. The transcript is spliced from 3 exons. Gene Ontology annotation, cellular component: glucosidase II complex. Bases 123 to 3011 code for a protein of 962 amino acids.